CGUUCGGUCGGAAUUGGCGGGUUGCUGCUGGGGCACUUGCACAGCUUACCUUUUGUCUGACCAUCCAAGGAAACUCGGGGCGGUAAAAUAUUAGUAAACUCUUUUUUUUUUUUUUUUUUUUUUUUUUUUAAAGUUUAGUUUCGUUUACAGAGCACAAGCGUUAAGCGACAGUUAUAGCUGAUUUAGCUUAGCAUCAUUUUCCACCUAAACUGGUGUUAUCCCGUCCCUGACUCGUUAUUUCACAGCACUGUUGACGUUGACAAGGAACCGGAAGGUUCCGCAGAGCCCCAAUGACGAGCAUGAGCCAACCUACAGACACAGCUAGUGAUGCUCCCAGCGUCACCGAAGACGUCAAGCUGGCGGCCACCACAGGAAAGAAGCAGAACAAGAAAAAGGUGGAAGAGGUUGUAGAGGAAGAGGAGGAAGAAUAUGUGGUGGAGAAGGUUCUAGACAGAAGGGUGGUGAAGGGCAGAGUGGAGUUUCUGCUUAAAUGGAAGGGCUUCUCAAAUGAAGACAACACAUGGGAGCCAGAGGACAACCUGGACUGCCCUGAUCUCAUCGCUGAAUAUCUGCAGACUCAUAAGACAAAUGAUGACAAGAAAGAAUCUAGCGGAAAGAGGAAAGGGGAGUCUGACACUGAUGGUGGAGAAGACAGUCGGUCCAAGAAGAGGAAAGAUGAGCAAGACAAGCCAAGGGGUUUUGCACGGGGGUUAGAACCAGAACGCAUCAUUGGAGCAACAGAUUCCAGCGGCGAGCUCAUGUUUCUAAUGAAGUGGAAAAACUCUGAUGAGGCAGAUCUCGUUCCAGCCAAAGAGGCCAAUGUAAAGUGUCCGCAGGUGGUCAUUUCAUUCUACGAAGAACGACUAACAUGGCACUCUUACCCCUCUGAGGAAGAAGAGAAGAAAGAUGAUAAGAUCUAGCCGUGUGAGGGAGGAGGGUGGGAGCGGGAGUUGACCAGCUGCGGUAGGGCUUGGGAGUGUAUUUUGGACAUGGUGAUGAUCAAGGUGGGCAGUUUAAAGAUGGGGCAACAAAAGCCCAAAGGCUCUCUUUCACUUUCAUAGAUCGAAGAAAGCAUGCACAUCCAAACAAAGUUUUGAAUCAAGGUGCACAAUCAAAAAUUUACACUGGCGGCCAAACGUUUGGAAUAAUGUACAGAUUUUGCUCUUAUGGAAAGAAAUUGAUACAUUUAUUCACCAAAGUGGCAUUCAACUGAUCACAAUGUAUAGUCAGGACAUUAAUAACGUGAAAAAUUACUAUUACAAUUUAAAAAAAAAAAAAAAAAAACAUUAACAAACUUAAACUACAAAGAGUUCAUCAAAAAAUCCUCCACGUGCAGCAAUGACAGCUUUGUAGAUCCUUGGCAUUCUAGUUGUCAGUUUGUCCAGAUGACAUCAGGUGACAUUUCACCCCAUGCUUCCUGUAGCACUUGCCAUAGAUGUGGCUGUCUUGUCGGGCACUUCCCACACACCUUACAGUCUACAAAAGCUCAAUGGGGUUAAGAUCCAUAACACUCUUUUCCAAUUAUCUGUUGUCCAAUGUCUGUGUUUCUUUGCCCACUCUAACCUUUUUCUUUUUGUUUUUCUGUUUCAAAAGUGGCUUUUCCUUUGCAAUUCUUCCCAUAAGGCCUGCACCACUGAGUCUUCUCUUUACUGUUGUACAUGAAACUGGUGUUGAGCGGGUAGAAUUCAAUGAAGCUGUCAGCUGAGGACAUGUGAGGUGUCUAUUUCUCAAACUAGAGACUCUGAUGUACUUAUCCUCUUGUUAAGUUGUACAUCUGGCCUUCCACAUCUCUUUCUGUCCUUGUUAGAGCCAGUUGUCAGUUUUCUAGUACCAAAUUUGCAAUUUAGCAUGAAUACUCAAGGAUAAGUUGUUGGAGUGAUUGCUGCUGGAAAUGAGGCCUGUCUAGAUUUGAUCAAAAAAUACUUUUUUUUUUUUCACUAUUUUUUUUUUUUUUUUCAAAUAGUGAUGGUGCUGUUUUUUACAUCAGUAAUGUCCUGACUAUACAUUGUGAUCAGUUGAAUGCCACUUUGGUGAAUUAAAGUACCAAUUUCUUUCCUAAACAGCAAAAUCUGUACAUUAUUCCAAACUUUUGGCCGCCAGUGUAUAUCCAUAAAAACUCGCAACAAAGUCAGCACACUGUUGCUCCCAAAUAAAUGUAAUGAGCUCACCAAAGAAAAAGCAAACAUGACGUUUUGAGCUACAUGCUCUUCAUCAAACUAAAAUGAAUCUUACAAACACACCCAUAUAUACCUGUGUGCAUCAAUCAAGAAAUCAUAUAACAGCAUCAUAUGACCAUAUCAAAGAGAAGGCAAAAAUAAAUGUUUUGAUUUGUAUAUUCAUUUAUUUUUGUCUUCUCUUUCACUUUCAUGCCAUAAAACUCAGACUCAAACUAAUUGUUUAGAGCAUGAUAUGCAAAAGUGGAGUCCUUUUAAAUGGACAAGAAUAAAUGUUUGUCAGAAUGCUAACCACCGCAAUGAAAAACAUGGAAAUACUGUAUUUUCUCUUUGCUUCUUUUACUGUUGUUGGAUUAUGGGAAUUGGAGUGUAGUGUGCGUAAACCUUAGCAAACAGACAACCUAAUCAUACCCAAGGCUUAAACCUUUCCUUUGAUCUGUGAAGACUUGUUCUUUAAGUCGUUACUUGACAUUAGUUUUGUGAAUGAAGUCCAAACUUUUUUGUCACCUUAGUUUAGUAAGGAAAUUACUUUUGUAUUGCAUUCUUGUUUUAGCAGUAUUUCAGAAUUUAUAUAUUCAAUAUAGAUAUAGUAUUCUCAAGGUCAUAUCUUUUGUUUAUCACUGAUAUAUAUUGCUUAUGGAAAUAUUAUAUAUAUAGAAAUAACUGACGAUUAUUUUGACAUGUAUUUUUAGUCAGCUGAGUUAACUACAUUUCCCAUAAUCCCAUAAUAGACUAUUUUUUUACUUCUCACUGUCAGUGUAUUUUAUCAGUGUAUUUCCUUGUGAAUGGGAGAUAUGCUUUUCAGAAUCCAGCUUCACUUGCAGAUAUUUAAGGGGUUUUUUAGGCUAAUCACAGUAUGCUGGACCUGGUACAUACAUAUUCAUCAGUGAUUAAAAAUGUCAAGUUUUAGACCAGGAUGUUAGCUUUUUUUUCUAACAUACCGUUUUCCCCUCUUUAUUCAGAGGUGUGCAUGUGCACAGAACAGAAUGUACUACGCGGCUUUAAGGCUUUAAUCUUUUUAAAAUGUUUAUCAUUAUCAAAAAUGAAUCAUUUGUAAUGUCUAAUGAAGAAAAGUGAAUAGGUUUCAUUUCAUACUGCAAUAUUGUGCUAACAUCACUAAACCCAGGGUUCCCAUGUCCAUUGAAAACCUGGAAAUAUCUAGGCGUUUUAAAAGUGUGAUUUCCAGGCAUGGGGGGAAAAUCAUGGACAUUUAAGUGGUGAAAUAACUACAAAAAUGUUUAUUCAAUCACUAUAAAAUGCGAAAGUCAGGAGUGGGAAUCCUGUAUACCGUAGAUCAGAUCUCAGUAGGAUAACGCAAUGUAUCCAUUUCAUAAACCCCCUGUAAUAUAAAACUUAAGGUUUUAAAAUGUAACAAAUCUCUUGCAAUUGUUUUUUUUUUAAUUCUUAUUAAAAUAGUGCUUGGAUUACUGGCUGAAUGCAGAUUUUAGUAAAAUAUUGUAUUAAUAGUGGCAUUCUAUUCUGGUGCAUAUUGAAAGAGCCUGAAGUACUGUUUGUUGUACUCACUAUCUAUAAUGUGACUGCAUUAUUAUAAUCCUUUCCAUCUUUGUCUUUUUUUCAAUCUCUCUCUCUCUCUCUUAAAGUGUAUCUUUUGAAGCAUGUUACUUUUUCAUUUUCACUUUUUCCAGGGGGGAAAAUGUUUAUUUCAUUUCAAAAGAAAAUAAACCCUUUUUUAUUCUGUUUUAA
Myxocyprinus asiaticus (Chinese sucker) is the source of this 3878-nucleotide messenger RNA. Its product is annotated as chromobox protein homolog 1-like. The record is from RefSeq and is a predicted model, not a curated record. Lineage: Eukaryota; Metazoa; Chordata; Actinopteri; Cypriniformes; Catostomidae. The coding region runs from base 291 to 920 and encodes 209 amino acids. Gene Ontology annotation, biological process: negative regulation of transcription by RNA polymerase II; chromatin organization. The transcript is spliced from 6 exons. Gene Ontology annotation, cellular component: nucleus; pericentric heterochromatin. Gene Ontology annotation, molecular function: chromatin binding.